AUGCUUCCCAGGAAGUUGUUGUUGCUGCUGCUUGUGGCAGUGGGUGUCGAGGCCGGCGUCGAGUUCGCCUACGAGGGCUUCCCCGCCGCUGGGCUGUCGCUCGACGGCAUAGCAAGCGUCACGCCGGACGGGCUGCUGCUGCUCACCAACGACACCGACUUGAACCUAGCCCACGCCUUCCACCCGGCCCCGCUCAGGUUCCACCGGACGUCCUCCUUCUCGACCACUUUCGUGUUUGCCAUCGUGUCGGAGCUCAACGACCUGAGCACGAGCGGGUUCGCCUUCCUGGUCGCGCCGACCAGCAGGGACCUGUCUUCGGCGAUGGCGGCGCAGUACCUCGGACUGUUCAACGCCAGCGACAACGGCGACGCACGGAACCGCGUCUUCGCCGUCGAGCUGGACACCGUGCGCAACCCGGAGUUCGCGGACAUGAACGACAACCACGUCGGCAUCGACGUCAACAGCCUCAACUCCUCGGCGGCUGCCAUGGCAGGCUACUACGACGACGCCACCGGCGCGUUCCGGAACCUGAGCCUGGCAAGCCGGGAGCCCAUGCAGGUGUGGGUCGACUACGACGCUGCGGCGACGGAGAUCACCGUGGCCUUGGCUCCGGCGCGGUCGCCACGGCCCAGGAGGCCGCUCCUGACCACAAGGAUCGACCUCUCGACGGUCGUCGCCGACACGGCGUACGUCGGCUUCUCGUCGGGGUCCAGCAUCGUGAUGUGCAGGCACUACGUGCUCGGCUGGAGCUUCAGCCUGGACGGCGCCGCUCCAGCGCUCGACCACGCCAAGCUGCCGAAGCUGCCCCGCAUUGGCCCCAAGCCCCAGUCGAAGACGCUCGCCAUCGCGCUGCCGAUGGUCACCACGGCAGCCGUCCUGGCUGCGGUCGGCGUUGGCCUCUUGUUGCUCCGCCGGCGGCUUAGGUACGCGGAGCUGCGGGAAGAUUGGGAGGUGGAGUUCGGGCCGCACCGGUUCGCGUUCAAGGACCUGUUCGACGCCACCGCCGGGUUCAAGGACAAGCGGCUGCUGGGCACCGGAGGGUUCGGGAGCGUGUACAGGGGCGUGCUCCCGGGGACCCGGACCGAGGUCGCCGUGAAGAGGGUGUCACACGAGUCGAGGCAGGGGAUGAGGGAGUUCAUCGCGGAGGUGGUAAGCAUCGGCCGGCUCCGGCAUCGCAACCUCGUUCAACUGCUCGGCUAUUGCCGGCGUAAAGGGGAGCUGUUGCUGGUAUACUAUUACAUGCCAAAUAGCAGCCUCGACAAACACCUGCACGGGCACGGCCAUGCUCUGGACUGGGCUCAGAGGCUCCGGAUCAUCAAAGGCGUUGCCUCCGGCCUGCUGUACAUGCACGAGGACUGGGAGCAGGUCGUCAUCCACCGGGACAUCAAGGCGAGCAACGUGCUUCUGGACGGCGACAUGAACGGGCGGCUCGGCGACUUCGGCCUCGCGAGACUGUACGACCAUGGCGCGGACCCGCAGACCACGCAUGUGGUGGGCACCAUGGGGUACCUGGCACCGGAGCUGGUGCGCACCGGCAAGGCGACGACCCUCUCCGACGUGUUCGCCUUCGGGGCGUUCCUCCUGGAGGUCGCCUGCGGCCGGAGGCCCAUCGAGGAGGAGGAGGAGGAGGACGUCUACGGCGACGUCGACCGCUUCGUGCUGGCGGACUGGGUGCUGGGGCACUGGCGGAAUGGCGCCAUUAUCCGCGCGGUGGACGCGAAGCUAGGCACAGGGUAUGACGCCGCCGAGGCGGAUACUGUGCUGCGGCUGGGGCUGACGUGCCUCCACCCGUCGCCCGCGGCGCGCCCGAGCAUGAAACAGGUGAUGCAGUACCUCGACGGCAGCGCGCCGUUGCCAGAGCUUCCCCCGACGUACGUGACGGUCAACAUGCUUGCGGCCAUGGAGACACACCAGGGCGUCCUUGGCACGUGGGCGGUCUGGCGGUCGGCGUCGAGCGUCGCCACCAUGUCUGACAUUGGCCUCUCCGGCCGAUGA
This is a messenger RNA of Triticum turgidum subsp. durum (durum wheat), 1995 nucleotides long. NCBI's taxonomy places the organism in Eukaryota, Viridiplantae, Streptophyta, Magnoliopsida, Poales, Poaceae. The record is from the annotation of a GenBank genome assembly.